AUGCGCUUGGACGUCAAGAGACAACUCUUUGCCCGCUCGGAGCGGGUAAAGGGCAUUGAUUUCCACCCUACGGAGCCAUGGAUCCUGACGACAUUAUACAGCGGUCACGUAUACAUCUGGUCCUACGAGACUCAAUCCAUUGUUAAAACCUUCGAACUCACCGAUGUCCCCGUACGAGCUGGACGCUUCAUUGCCCGCAAGAACUGGAUUGUUUGCGGUUCGGACGACUUCCAGCUUCGUGUUUACAACUACAAUACGUCCGAGAAGAUCACGUCUUUCGAGGCCCAUCCCGACUACAUUCGAUCUAUCGUCGUCCACCCCACUCAACCUUUCGUUUUGACCGCAUCCGAUGACAUGACAAUCAAGCUUUGGGAUUGGGAGAGAGGCUGGAAGUGCGUUCAGGUCUUUGAGGGCCACAGCCAUUAUGUGAUGGGCUUGUCCAUCAACCCAAAGGACACCAAUACAUUCGCCUCUGCAUGUCUGGAUCGGACGGUGAAGAUCUGGAGCCUUGGCUCGCCUCAUGCCAACUUCACCCUCGAGGCCCACGAGACUAAGGGUGUGAACCAUGUCGACUACUACCCGCAGGCUGACAAGCCCUACCUUCUCACUACAUCGGACGAUAAGACUGUCAAGGUCUGGGACUACACAACGAAGGCGCUAAUUGCGACUCUCGAAGGUCACACGAGUAACGUCUCUUUCGCCUGCUACCACCCCGAACUUCCUGUGAUCAUCUCCGGUUCCGAAGAUGGAACAAUCAAGAUCUGGCAUGCCAACACAUACCGACUGGAGCAGUCGCUGAGUUAUGGGCUAGAACGAGCUUGGUGUGUCUCAUACCAGCGUGGUAGGCAGGGUGUCGCCAUGGGUUUUGAUGAUGGUGCUGUGGUUGUUAAGAUGGGCAGAGAAGAGCCAGCCGUUUCAAUGGACAGUUCUGGAAAGGUCAUCUGGGCCAAGCACAAUGAAGUGGUAUCGACUGUUAUCAAGGGUGGUGAUCCCACUGUCAAGGACGGCUCACCCCUCUCUCUGUCCACGAAAGAUCUGGGAUCUUGUGAGGUCUACCCGCAGACAUUGUCGCACUCCCCGAACGGGCGGUUUGUGUCUGUCUGUGGUGACGGAGAGUAUAUCAUCUACACAGCGCUUGCCUGGAGAAACAAGGCCUUCGGGCAAGCCCUCGAUUUCGCGUGGGGGUCAAAGGACAACAGCAAUGACUAUGCCAUCCGCGAAUCUCCAACCAGUGUAAAGAUAUUUAGAAACUUCAAGGAAGUGAGUGGUGGCCUUGAUGUUGGUUUCCAGGCGGAGGGUCUCUCAGACGGUGUUCUCCUUGGCGUGAAGGGCCAGGGAGGCAUUGGUCUGUUCGACUGGGAGACUGGAAACCUGGUCCGUCGCAUUGAAGUCGAACCAAAGGGCGUCUACUGGUCUGAAUCCGGAGAAUUGGUGGCUCUUGCCUGCGAGGAUAGCUUUUACGUUCUCAGAUUCUCAAGAGAAAACUACGUCAACGCAUUAAACGAAGGCGAAGUGGAUGAGGAUGGUGUUGAAUCUGCAUUCGAGGUUGUCACCGACAUCAAUGACUCUGUUCAAACAGGUCAAUGGGUUGGAGAUUGCUUCAUAUACACAAACACAACAAAUCGCCUGAACUACCUGGUCGGUGACCAGACAUACACGAUUUCCCACUUCGACCAAGCCAUGUACCUUCUGGGCUAUCUACCUCGUGAUGGUAGAAUCUACCUUGCCGACAAGGACGUUAACGCCGUGUCCUUCGGCUUGUCGCUUGGCAUGGUUGAAUACCAGACCUUGGUGCUGCGCGGAGAUAUGGACCAGGCAGCGGAGCUGCUCACGGACAUCCCCCAGGACCAGAUGAAUAAGGUAGCCCGCUUCCUCGAAGGCCAAGGCUACAAGGAGAUGGCACUCGAAGUCGCCACGGACUCGGAGCACCGCUUCGACCUCGCUCUCUCGCUUAGCGACCUCGAAACCGCCCUCGAGAUCGCUCGCGAAUCUAACGUCGAGCACAAAUGGAAGACAGUCGGCGACACUGCGUUGGCAAGCUGGAACCUCUCCCUUGCCCAGGAGUGCUUCACCAACGCCAAAGACCUCGGCUCCCUCCUCCUCCUGCACACCGCCAGCGGUAACCGCGAAGGCCUCAAGGCACUCGCCCAGCAAGCCUCCAAAGCUGGCCUGCACAACGUCGCCUUCUCUACGCUCUGGACCCUCGGUGACGUCGACGGCAGCAUUGACCUCCUCGUACAGACAGGCCGCCUCGCGGAAUCAGUCCUCUUCGCUCAGACCUACAAGCCUUCGCGUGCACCCAAGCUCGUGACUCAGUGGAAGGAAUCCCUCGAGCAGAGCGGGAAGUCUAAGAUUUCGCGCCUGGUCGGUAUUCCACCUGGUGCACCCGAGGGAGUCGCUACAGAUGACGACCUCUUCCCUGAGUGGGAUGAAUAUAUCCGCAUCGAGAAGGAAGGAGGUGCCCCUGCCCCUGCUACUGAGCCGCCGUCGUCAGAAUCGCUUAUCGACGUUGAGACGGAUGAAGGGGGUAAUGCGGAGAGUGCGAUGAAUGGAGCUGCUGAAACUAAAGCUGAGGCUGAAGCUGAGGAGGUAUAG
Messenger RNA from Aspergillus ruber CBS 135680, 2595 nucleotides. Its product is annotated as coatomer subunit beta'. Gene Ontology annotation, cellular component: COPI vesicle coat. Gene Ontology annotation, molecular function: protein binding; structural molecule activity. NCBI's taxonomy places the organism in Eukaryota, Fungi, Ascomycota, Eurotiomycetes, Eurotiales, Aspergillaceae. The transcript has 6 exons. Gene Ontology annotation, biological process: endoplasmic reticulum to Golgi vesicle-mediated transport; intra-Golgi vesicle-mediated transport; intracellular protein transport. The record is from RefSeq and is a predicted model, not a curated record. Bases 1 to 2595 code for a protein of 864 amino acids.